Carassius carassius (crucian carp) is the source of this 3468-nucleotide messenger RNA. RefSeq names its product insulin-like growth factor 2 mRNA binding protein 1 (gene igf2bp1). Gene Ontology annotation, biological process: nervous system development; regulation of gene expression. Gene Ontology annotation, cellular component: nucleus; cytoplasm; cytosol. Bases 480 to 2276 code for a protein of 598 amino acids. The record is from RefSeq and is a predicted model, not a curated record. NCBI's taxonomy places the organism in Eukaryota, Metazoa, Chordata, Actinopteri, Cypriniformes, Cyprinidae. The transcript has 15 exons. Gene Ontology annotation, molecular function: mRNA 3'-UTR binding.
CAAAAAAAUUUAGUAAAUUCGACUCGGUUUUAGAGGCGGUGCCAUCGCCAAGCGGUAGGAUCUGUGUGACAGUGCAGGGUAGCCUACAGCUUAAGGUUGAGGGGCAGCGAGAGGAAAGAAUUUCUCCCGAUCCGGCUUUAUGCUCGACACUAUUCCAUCGUAACAAACAUCAGCUUAAUUCAAACUGAUAUCAUUUCUACACCGCGCUGGGAAUUCGCAAAGGUUGCUACAGUGAAGAAUAUUUACAACUCGCCUGCAGGACUUAAUCAGACUACAACGUUAUUGUUAGUCGAACUUUCCCCUUUUUAUUUUGCAGUUUGAUUUUUUUUUACCCCCAGUUUUUAAUUCCCACCGGCUGACAUCUACAUCAUUUUGUAAUCUGCGGGUGUCGGCGUCCUUUUUUCUCAAAAUUAACAGCGUUUUGCCGAAAAGUUUUAUUUUCAUUUCUGUUUUUGGGGGGAGCGUUACAGUUUUCCACGAUGAACAAGCUAUAUAUUGGAAAUCUCAAUGAAAACGUGACCGCGGAGGACUUGGUUAAAACCUUUGAAGAUCACAAGAUCCCAUACUCUGGACAGUUUCUCAUGAAAACUGGCUAUGCGUUUGUUGAUUGCCCAGAUGACCAAUGGGCAAUGAAAGCGAUUGAGACAUUUUCUGGUAAAGUGGAACUUCACGGCAAACGAAUUGAGGUCGAACAUUCUGUCCCUAAGAAGCAGAGGACCAGAAAACUCCAGAUCAGAAACAUUCCACCACAGCUACAGUGGGAGGUUCUUGAUGCUAUGCUUCUCCAGUAUGGAACUGUUGAGAACUGUGAACAAGUGAAUACAGACAGUGAGACUGCAGUUGUGAACGUCACAUAUGGGACGCGGGAACAGGCUAGACAAGCAAUCCAGAAGAUCAACGGUUACCAGUUUGAGAACCACGCCCUGCGUGUGUCAUACAUCCCUGAUGAAAACUCUGAUGUCGACUCUCAGCGAGGCCCAGACAACGGCCGACGUCCCGGAUACGGUCCGCGAGGAACCUCCCGCCAGAUGUCGCCCGGCUCUGGGAUCCCCAGCAAACAUCAACACCCUGACAUCCCUCUCAGGCUGCUGGUGCCCACGCAAUACGUGGGAGCCAUUAUCGGCAAGGAGGGUGCCACCAUCCGUAACAUCACCAAACAAACUCAGAGCAAGAUUGAUGUGCAUCGUAAAGAGAAUGCAGGUGCCGCUGAAAAGCCCAUAAGUAUCCAUUCUACCCCAGAGGGCUGUUCAGCUGCCUGCCGCAUGAUCCUGGAAAUCAUGAUCCAGGAGGCCAAGGACACCAAAACUGCCGAUGAGGUGCCUCUGAAGGUUCUUGCUCACAACAACUUUGUUGGCCGUUUGAUUGGCAAAGAGGGACGCAACCUGAAGAAAGUGGAACAAGACACUGAUACCAAGAUCACAAUUUCACCACUGCAGGAUCUGACCCUUUAUAACCCAGAGAGGACGAUCACAGUGAAGGGCUCGAUCGAAGCGUGCUGCCUGGCAGAACAGGAAAUCAUGAAGAAAGUGCGGGAGGCAUAUGACAAUGACGUUGCUGCCAUGAAUACUCAUCUGAUCCCUGGACUAAACCUGGGAGCAAUCGGCCUCUUCCCGUCAUCCUCUGCCAUGCCUCCUCCUGCCCUUGGAAACUCCAUGCCUGGACCCCCCUAUGGCCCUAUGGGGGCCUCCGAACAGGAGACCGUCCACGUGUACAUCCCAGCCCAAGCCGUAGGAGCCCUUAUUGGCAAGAAAGGACAGCAUAUCAAGCAGCUAAGCCGUUUUGCUGGAGCUUCUAUUAAGAUUGCACCAGCAGAGGCUCCAGACUCGAAAAUGCGAAUGGUCAUUGUUACAGGACCACCUGAGGCCCAGUUCAAGGCUCAAGGCAGAAUAUACGGUAAGCUGAAGGAGGAGAACUUCUUUGGCCCCAAAGAGGAAGUGAAGUUGGAGACGCACAUCAAAGUAGCAGCUGCAGCAGCAGGGAGGGUCAUCGGAAAGGGCGGGAAAACGGUGAAUGAACUGCAGAACCUCACCGCUGCUGAAGUAGUGGUUCCCCGAGAGCAGACCCCCGAUGAACACGACCAGGUCAUCGUCAAAAUCAUAGGACACUUCUACGCAAGUCAGUUGGCACAGAGGAAGAUCAGGGACAUUUUGACACAAGUCAAGCAGCAGCAGAAAGGAGGUACAGGAGGUACAGGAGGUCCACAGGUGUCCCAUCCGGAGGGCAUGUCUGAGCUGGGGACCCCUCAGGGACUGGCACAAGAACCCAGGAGGAAGUGAGAGUCCGGGGCCGCUGGCCAGUCAGAGGGACAGACAAACGAGAGGACUGACUGAGAGAGAGAGAGAGAGUGACACACAGACCCAGCGGUAGACAGGGAGAAAUGAGCAGCGAAAUGAGAGCGAAUUAAAGAGAAGAAAAGACAAAAAAAAAAAAACCUGCCCGAGAGAGGGCGAAGAAGAUAAUUGAGUGAAAACGAACAAGAAUUAAAAAAAGAAAAAAAGUGAUUUUUUUUUUUUUUUUAAAGAGAGAUAACUAGAAAACAGAGACCAGAUGCCAGGCCAGAUGGAGUGACUGAGGAUGGUGAGGAGGUCCGUCAAAGCGGAGCGCCCUCUAGUGAGAGCUUUUUACAUAGCUGCUUAAUAGGAAUGGGGCGUAAUGAAGGUCCCUCAAAAGUGUGUUUGAGCUCCUUGGGACCCUCAGCCAUCAGCAGUCACUUCAAAAUUUUAACAGUUUUUUUUUUUAAGAUAGAGAUAUAUGUAUAGAAAUGUUUAUUCAGAGGUAUUAUUAAUGAAAUGCAGUGAGGUAGAGAUGGGAAGGAGAGAGCAGAGGAACUUUAGCAAUUUUUUGCAGGGCGGGGUCACCAAUCAGGUGACUUCUCCCUGCCUAUAAGAGACGAGGGGAGGGGCCAAAGUUGUUAACACAGCUCUUGAAGUCCCCCACGCUAAACUGUGAGGGUGACGAGAUUUAAAAAAAAAAAUGAGGUUGUAAAUAUAAUCUUCAUGACUUUGUGUUGAGAUGCUGCACGUUUAACCACCACCAAUCGCGUUCCUGGCUUAAGAGGGUUGCAGUGUUUUUCAGAGGCUUCCCUUUUAGGCUGUGUGCCGUUUGUCCGGCGGGACGUGCGGCGAGAGUUCAGUAAGCGUGUGGGCUAAAGGUGACCUCUGCAGUUGUAUUGCAGUGGCUCAGCUUUGAUGUGCGGAGACCCAUCAGUUCCGUCCUAAACCACGCCGGCCAGGAUCGAUCGCCGCUCACACCCAAACGGCAUAUUUUAUAUAUAUUAUAUAUAUAUGAUAUGUGAGUUAACCUGGCCCCUCAAUGCAGUGGAACAGGCAGAUGAUGAAAAAAAACAACGUACCGCAAUUUCAGAAAACGUGACCUGGCAUCUUUUUUAAAUGUUUUCUCUUUGAAGAAUAUGUGAUUGACAUAUUCACAGAUUUUUAAAAAGCAAUCAUAAAACCUGGCCUUCAGAUG